UCUAUCUUUGACUCCCCAAUCUGGACGGAUCUCCGCAACGCGUUUGACAUUAAUAAGUUGGAGAGAGCAGCGAGCGGUUUUUUUUAACUAAUAUGCCCGUGGCAUGAACCUCCGAGUCUCUAUACGACACUUGUGAUGUCGAAACGGACCAUCUUCCUCAUGGGUGCGCCCACGUUGAGAAAUCUCCAAUGGAAUGAAGAGGAACUGCUGAACGCACCGAUAUCUCCAUUCCAUAGUCUGGAUACACAAGACGUAGGCCAUUGGCCUUUCCCCGAUGGUCAGCCCGUGAAAUGGAGACUAUUGCAGGAUUUGCGCAAUCCAGGGCUGCUCCCAGAAAUUUACAGGUGGGAGCCCGGUCGAGAUGCUCGCUUCCUCACUAUACAGGACAUUGCAGGCUCUGAUGGGACAUCGCGGACAAAGCCGGACGAUUCAGUGCUCUCGCAGUUCUACAACCAUUCAUUUACCGUUCACGAAACCUCGGAGAUCUCGACUCCGGGGUUUCACUCUGGAGACUCCAUGCGCAGUAGUGGUUUGUCGGCCGGGACUUCUUUUGCGACAAGCAGCGAGAGGGACGGGCCAACACCAGGGUUACCGAUCCAAGGACCCCUCACCGACCUCCGGGAUAUCCCCACUGCGGCGUAUCUGAAUUCGAUCGUGCCGCAGACGAUGACGGUGAAUCUGAUUGUGGCGAUAAUCGCCAUCCACCCUCCCCGGCGGGUGGUAACGCGGCAAUGGAAGCAAGAGCUGGAUCUGGUUGAGAUGGUGGUUGGGGAUGAUACAAGAAGUGGGUUUGGGGUUACGUUCUGGCUUCCUCCUGUGAAUCAUGCGGUCAUGGCUGGGGAAGGUGACGACGAAGGGGAGGCGCUGGGGGUGUCGCUGGCAACGCUGCGUCCCCGGGACAUUGUUCUGAUGCGGAUGGUAGGACUGAGCUCCUUCCGGGAACGGGUAUACGGGCAGAGUCUGAGGAAAGGGGUCACGAAGGUUAACCUGCUGCACCGGCAGCGGGUCGACGUAACCGAAGCAGGCGGGCUCUACAGUGCGAAGCAACUCCGGGAUAUUCAACAGGACCCUGCAGCCAAGCGUGAGGAAGAUCUGCCGCUGAUGAAGGUGAGCAAGGUGCGCGAGUGGAUCAGGAGAUUUGUGUUCGAUCCGGUAGGCGGUGAUGGAGGCCGGGGAACUUUUACACGUAGCUUGGCUGGAAAGGGCCAGUCACUGCCCCCAGACACGCAGGAGUGAGCAGGCAAGCAGGCAGAGAGUGAUGAUUUAUAUAUAGAAAUGGCCUGGAGUAAGGUCUACUGCCUACUGCUUUAUAUACUGGCUGGGAAUCAAGUCUCUUCCCUAAUAUAUCUAAUUUCUCGAUUCAUUAUGUUCCUUGUUCAACCUGCAGUUCUGAGGCGCUCC
Aspergillus vadensis CBS 113365 is the source of this 1401-nucleotide messenger RNA. RefSeq lists its product as uncharacterized. The record is from RefSeq and is a predicted model, not a curated record. The transcript has a single exon. Lineage: Eukaryota; Fungi; Ascomycota; Eurotiomycetes; Eurotiales; Aspergillaceae. Bases 136 to 1236 code for a protein of 366 amino acids.